AUGGCUAGUCAAACCUCUCCUUCAUGGCUUAUCGUGAUGAGCAUUACUUGUGCUCUGCUUAUUAGCUGCAUCAGAGUAUACAUUGUGUACAUGGGUGAUCUUCCCAAGGGUGAAAUCUCUGCAUCUUCCAUCCAUACGAGCAUGCUACAAGAAGUUGUUGGCAGUAGGGCAUCGGAAUCUAUACUCUAUAGCUACAAGAAGAGCUUUAGUGGGUUUGUAGCAAAGCUGACAAAGGAAGAGAAGGAGAAAAUUGCCAGCAUGGAAGGAGUAGUGUCCGUGUUCCCUAAUGAAAAGAAGAAACUCCACACAACAAGGUCAUGGGACUUCAUGGGCUUCCCUCAAGAAGCUCAAAGAGGUGCUGAAAGCGACAUCAUUGUUGGAAUGCUGGACACUGGGAUUUGGCCUGAAUCCGAGAGUUUCAAUGAUACAGGAUAUGGUCCACCUCCAAGCAAAUGGAAGGGCUCUUGCCAAUCCUCAACGAAUUUCACUUGCAACAAUAAAAUUAUAGGAGCUAAAUACUACCAUAGUGAUGGACCAGUAGGUCCAGAUGAUUUUGCUUCACCAAGAGAUUCUGAAGGUCAUGGGACACACACUGCAUCUACAGCAGCAGGGGCCAUAGUCAACGGUGCAAGCUUAUUAGGCCUUGGCUUGGGUACAGCCCGGGGAGGGGUUCCCUCGGCUCGCAUUGCAGUGUACAAGAUAUGUUGGGCUGAUGGUUGUUCAACCGCCGACAUCCUUGCAGCAUUUGAUGAUGCAAUUGCUGAUGGAGUAGAUAUAAUAUCACUUUCGGUUGGGGGGUCCUUUCCAUUGGAUUACUUUGAAGAUCCAAUUGCCAUUGGAGCUUUCCAUUCUAUGAAGAACGGAAUACUCACAUCCAAUUCUGCUGGUAAUUCAGGUCCUGAUUCUGAAAGCAUCUCAAAUUUCUCACCAUGGUCUCUCUCAGUGGCUGCUAGCACCAUAGACAGAAAGUUUGUGACAAUGGUGCAGUUGGGCAACAAUGUGACUUAUAUGGGAUACACUAUAAACACUUUUGACAUGAAGGAUCAGUACCCUCUAGUUUAUGGUGGGGAUGCACCAAAUACUCGAGCUGGUUUUGAUGGAUCUGAAUCCAGGUACUGCAUUUCAGACUCAUUGGACCCGACUUUAGUGAAUGGCACAAUCGUUCUAUGUGAUGAGCAGAGUGAAGGGGACGCAGCAUUCGCCGCGGGUGCAGUCGGUACCAUAAUGAACGAUGAUGGCUUCAAAGAUUAUAGCUUUUCUUACAUUUUGCCUGCCUCCUACUUGAGCUCUAAAGAUGGCAGUGGUGUUUACCAGUACAUAAAUUCAACUGUAAAUUCAACUAGUAUGCCCACUGCAGCUAUUAUGAAGAGUAUCGAGACUAAAGACAAAUUGGCUCCAUUUGUAGUUUCAUUUUCAUCAAGAGGGCCAAAUCCAAUUACAUUGGACAUUCUCAAGCCUGACUUAACUGCUCCUGGAGUGGACAUUGUUGCUGCAUGGUCACAGGCUACCACUGUGACGGGGUCACCGGGAGACAAGAGAGUAGUUCCAUACAAUAUAAUUUCCGGCACAUCCAUGUCUUGCCCACAUGCUACCGGAGCGGCUGCCUAUGUGAAAUCGUUUAACCCCGGAUGGUCCCCUGCUGCUAUUAAGUCUGCUCUAAUGACAACUGCUUCUAUUAUGAGUGCAGUCACUAACACAGAUGCUGAGUUUGCAUACGGGUCUGGUCACAUUGAUCCUCUAAAGGCUGCAAAACCUGGUUUAGUAUACGAUGCUGGAGCGCUUGACUACGUGAAGUUUUUGUGUGGGCAAGGUUAUAGCACCAAGUCAUUGCAACUGGUCACUGGAGACAAUAGUAGUUGCUCUGCAGCCAACAAUGGAACUGUUUGGGAUCUAAAUUAUCCUUCUUUUGCUCUAUCUUCUCACACUAAACAACCCAUCACCCGUGUCUUCCACAGGACCGUCACCAAUGUUGGUUCACCGGUGUCCACUUACAAGGCAACUGUGGUAGCCCCUGCAGGACUUACGAUCCUAGUCGAGCCGAGUGUCCUUACAUUCAAGUCAAUAGGUCAGAAGCAAUCCUUUGUGGUUACAGUCACAGCGGCCCUAAACAAUAAUGCACUUUCCGGGUCUUUGGUGUGGGAUGAUGGGGUGUAUCAAGUGAGGAGCCCCAUUGUGGCAUAUUCGUCCUUUUGA
This is a messenger RNA of Cornus florida, 2193 nucleotides long. RefSeq names its product cucumisin-like. Gene Ontology annotation, molecular function: serine-type endopeptidase activity. The record is from RefSeq and is a predicted model, not a curated record. Gene Ontology annotation, biological process: proteolysis. NCBI's taxonomy places the organism in Eukaryota, Viridiplantae, Streptophyta, Magnoliopsida, Cornales, Cornaceae. Bases 1 to 2193 code for a protein of 730 amino acids. The transcript has 10 exons.